Messenger RNA from Prorocentrum cordatum, 659 nucleotides. Lineage: Eukaryota; Dinophyceae; Prorocentrales; Prorocentraceae. The record is from the annotation of a GenBank genome assembly.
GGCCGGGCCCGCGCACCACUUUCACAUGGAGCCCACGAGGUCGUCUUCGUCGGCCACGGAGGAGGAGGAGGAGGGCGACCUCCCAGAGGUUGCCUCGAAGCACGCCCAGAUGAUGGGCGUGUUGCAGAGACGACAGGAGCAGGCUCGAAAGCUCAAGGAGUUCUGGGAGCGCGGCAACGUCCAGGCGCUUUCGGGCGCCGUGGACAAGGACGCCGCUGUGUUCUGCGACUUCGCCCGCUCCGUGAUGCAGCAGCGUCUCCAGGCCGGCCUGAAUUUGGAUGCAUGCCAGACUUUGCUGCAGAUCGUGCAGGAUCUCCUCUGCACAGGUAUGAGGACUUCGUUGCGACGGCCGUCCAGUUUGCCGAGGUCUUGCUCGACAACUUCGGGCAGCUCAUCUCCGAGACCCGCGGCGCCUGCGGGAAGAUGCCGGAGUGGCAGCUCGACCUGCCCCGUGAGGAACGCUUGCGGAAGUGCAAUGCCUGCUACAGCCACUUCCAAGAGAUAUACAGGCUUCUUCCGGAUGGCUCGGCCUCGACGGGCAAGUCCGGCGGCUUCAGAGGGAGCUUGCAGCGGUUCUUGCAGGGCUGCUGACGGCUGCCACCGCGGACCGCGGCCGCUGGCCGACUCGCGCCGCGCCGCGGCAGCCGUGAGCCGCCGGA